UUUGAGCUUUCUCCUAUCGUAUUUUUUUAUAAACAGCCGAGUCUUAUCUAAUCAAUUUAAUUGUUAAAAACAAUCUUAUGAAAUAAUAUACUCGUAUAGAGUAAUUCCAUUAUUCCACCUCGAGGUAAAGGAGGCAGUAACAGGCAGUAAUCAAUGAACCGUCAAUGAAAUAGUAUAUCAAAUUGUUCAAUGCAUAUACUGCAGCAUAAUUUAGGAAAAUUAUACAAUUGGGAAUGAAAAAAAAUCUAUUAUCGAACAUCUGUUGUCUUCUAAUGCAGAACGUUCCUGAGCGCUGUGCUAUAGGGUGUUUCGUUUUUCGGCAUUCUAUUCUAUAUAGUACUAUUACACAGUACGUGUGAAUUAUAACACCAUUAUACGUGAAAUCUGUAAUUUAUAGCAUGAUAUUGUGAUUUUUGUUAAUAAUUGAAUUUUCAAGUUCAAUGUUCGUUUCAAAAUGUGAUAAGAAAAUAAACGUUUAUUAUAAGUGUAUUGAGUUGUGUAUAAAUAUAUAGUUCGUAAAAUAUAACCUAUAAAAUUUAUUUUUAGCAAUAUGCCGAAUUUAAGGAAACGUAAAAUUGAUUAUGCGAAAAAUAGGAAAACUUAUGGUUCUUCAAAGGUAAAAUCAGGGAAAAUUCAAAAAUAUAGUUCAUGUUCAGAAUUUGAAUCAGAUAAUGAAACUUCUACAAAUAAAAUUAAUCAGAAAAAACAAAUAAUAGAAUCGAAGAGUUUGAUGAAAAAACAUCUGAUAACAAGAACAAGCAGCACAGACAAGUCCGUGAUUGGGCAAAAUAAUUUAAAAGCUGGAGAAGGUACUGAACAGUUGAAAGGAAAUGGUGACAAAAGUUCAAAUUCUGUUGAUUCAAAUGAAUCACCAUUGAUGAUAGACGAUAAUUUAGAUGAUGACUUGACAGGGCUACAAAAAUACAUGAAUGAAAGUUUAAAUAAUGAUAACUCAAGCCUUUCAAAUUCAAAAUCUAACAUUCCUGAUAUCAAAUCAAAUUCCGAAGAUAUAUCACCAGAGAAAAAUAAUGUGAAGCCAAAAAUUAAUAAAAAAAAAUUUAAAGUUGUUUGUGUAAAAUCAAAAUAUAGAAAUGCAGUAAAACUCAUGAAAAUUGAAAUUCAUGAAUCAGAUUCUGAUGUAGAAGAAACACAAGAUGUAAAAAAAGCUAAUCUUAAUAAGGAUAUAACUAAAGGAGAUAUUAACAAAGAAUUAAAGACUGUCUCUUCCAAUUCUGAAUCUGAUUGUCAAGAGAAACGAAGUACAAAGAUAAGCGAUUUUAAGAAGAGUUUAACACAAGAAACUAUAAAAACAGACAAUCAUGAUAAAAAAAAACUCAAAAUUACAAAUCCUAUAGUUAAAAACAAAAAAAACAAAAGUGUCUACAAGGAAAAGCACCUCAGAACGUGCAGAAAAAUUACUUCGUCGCUUUCUGAAUCGAAUCACGAAGCGGAAAAUGUAAGUUCUGAUGAUAUGGCUGAGGAAGAAGAUUUAAAUGAAAUGAGCCAGAAUUGUAGUUAUUCGAAGUAUAAACCAACUGAAGAAGAAAGAUUGAAAUUAGCUAAUAUGUUAGUUGUAGCAAGAUAUCCCAUACUUUCUCAACAUAAAAUCGAGAGUACCGCUGGUACUCGCACCAUGUCCGACAAUGAAAGAGAAGAGUUUGAAGAGUAUAUACCAUUGAAACAUGGUAAAUUCAGUCACGAAGAAGAUAAAAAAAUUAAAAGAAACUGGAAAAUAUUUUGUCAGGAUAAUGAUUGGGAUUCAAAAAAUCCAAGGCCUUUCCUCUUUAUGAAGCAUAAAAGCAAAAUCUUUUACUUGAAUCAAUACAACAGAAGAAAAUUUAUACAAUGCUUAGCUCAUGGUCUUCCUGAUAGAUGUCUAUACAGUGUUUUUCAGAGAUUUAAAAUCUUGUUUGAACCACAUAAAACGUGCAGGUACGAAUCAGAUGAAGAUAGAACAAUUAUGGAAUACGUCGAAGAUUACGAGAAAAAGAAGGCAGAAAACAAAAAAAAUGAUAUAAAUGAACAAGACCGUAAGUUUGCCGAGUUAGCGAUAAUGCUGAGGAGAACACGAGCAUCAGUGUGGCGAAGGUACCGUGUUCUACGGAAAAAGGCUAUUCUAGAAAGGAAAGGCGAUUUUUGCCACAGCAGCAAGUAACCGAGAGACGAAUUGUCAUUAUUCUUAAAUAUUAGCUUCUAAAAUUUGUUACAAUAAAAAAGUAUAACUAUUUUAA
This is a messenger RNA of Phymastichus coffea, 2231 nucleotides long. RefSeq names its product repetitive organellar protein-like. The transcript has 12 exons. The record is from RefSeq and is a predicted model, not a curated record. The coding region runs from base 551 to 2155 and encodes 534 amino acids. Lineage: Eukaryota; Metazoa; Arthropoda; Insecta; Hymenoptera; Eulophidae.